Messenger RNA from Lipotes vexillifer (Yangtze River dolphin), 2044 nucleotides. RefSeq names its product solute carrier family 16 member 13 (gene SLC16A13). The coding region runs from base 102 to 1382 and encodes 426 amino acids. NCBI's taxonomy places the organism in Eukaryota, Metazoa, Chordata, Mammalia, Artiodactyla, Lipotidae. Gene Ontology annotation, molecular function: monocarboxylic acid transmembrane transporter activity. Gene Ontology annotation, biological process: transmembrane transport; monocarboxylic acid transport. The transcript is spliced from 4 exons. The record is from RefSeq and is a predicted model, not a curated record.
CCCGCUCGGCUGCGAGUGGUCCGGCUGGGUGGGUGGGCAGAGGUGGAACGUCCUGAGCCCUGCUCCGGAAGGGGCUUAAGGCGGCAGCCGUUACCUCCCAGAUGGCACUUAGGGCCGAGCCCCCCGACGGGGGCUGGGGGUGGAUGGUGGUGCUCUCAGCGUUCUUCCAGUCGGCGCUGGUGUUCGGAGUGCUCCGCUCCUCCGGCGUCUUCUUUGUGGAGUUUGUGGCUGCGUUUGAGGAGCCGGCAGCGCGAGUCUCCUGGAUCGCCUCCAUAGGAAUCGCGGUGCAGCAGUUCGGGAGCCCAGUGGGCAGUGCACUGAGCACCAAGUUCGGGCCCAGGCCUGUGGUGAUGGCUGGGGGCAUCUUGGCUGCGUUGGGGAUGCUGCUCGCCGCCUUUGCUACCUCCUUGACCCACCUGUACCUGAGUAUUGGGCUGCUUUCAGGAUCUGGCUGGGCCUUGACCUUCACUCCCACCCUGGCCUGCCUGUCCCGUUACUUCUCUCGUCGGCGAUCCCUGGCCACCGGGCUAGCACUGACGGGCGUGGGCCUCUCCUCCUUUGCUUUUGCUCCACUCUUCCAAUGGCUGCUCAGCCAGUACGCCUGGCGGGGGGCCCUGCUGCUGGUGUCUGCCCUCUCCCUCCACUUGGUGGCCUGUGGUGCUCUUCUCCGCCCACUCUCCCUGGCUGAGGACCCUGUCGUGGGUGGCCCUGGGGCCCAGCUUGCCAACCUUCUCCAUCAUGGCCCCUUCCUCCGUUACACCGUUGCCCUCACCCUGAUCAACACUGGCUACUUCAUUCCCUACGUGCACCUGGUGGCCCAUCUUCAGGACCUAGAUUGGGACCCACUGCCUGCUGCCUUCCUACUCUCAGUGGCAGCUAUUUCUGACCCUGUGGGGCGUGUGGCUUCUGGGUGGCUAGGGGAUGCAGUCCCAGGGCCUGUGGCAAGACUCCUGAUGCUCUGGACCACCCUGACUGGGGUGAUACUGGCCUUGUACCCUGUGGCUCGGGUUCCCACAGCCCUGGUGGCUCUGACUGUGGCCUAUGGCUUCACAUCAGGGGCCCUGACCCCAGUGGCCUUCUCCGUGCUGCCUGAACUGGUGGGAACUGGAAAGAUAUACUGUGGCCUGGGACUGGUGCAGAUGGUAGAAAGCAUCGGGGGGCUGCUGGGGGCUCCUCUAUCAGGCUACCUCCGGGAUGUGACAGGCACCUACACAGCUUCUUUUGUGGUGGCUGGGGCCUUCCUUCUUGCAGGGAGUGGAGUUCUCAUCACUCUGCCCCACUCCUUCUGCUUGUCAGCUCCUACCUCCAAGCUCCAGGACCCUGUAACAGAGGCACUGGAUACCAAAGUCCCCCUGCCCAGGGAGGGGCUGGGAGAGGACUGAACUCCAGGAAGGGGCAGUCAGACCCAGAAACCCAGGGGUUGUUGGCUCCAGGUCUUCUCCUGCCCCAUCUUGGCACCCACAGAACCACAGUGCCUUAAGCAUCGUUAUCUGCCUCCUCCCCCCCGCCAGAGCAGGCCUGGGGCUCCUGCGAUGUGUGUGCCAACCCUUUGUAUUUUGUCUUAUCUCUUCUUUGCUCGCACAACCUUUACUGAAGGAUCCAGUUCAGCCUGCUCCACUGAGCUGUGAAUCGACUGUGGAAACUCAAAGGCCAAGAGACUUAUCAUGUUUUACAUGUGAUCUCUAGUGUUGCUUCCCACAUUUCUUCCCUGAAGACAGAUCUUUGGGAAAGAGGGAUGCCCCUUUGAGAUAAAACUGAAUAAGAAAACCGGACAAUAAUCAGAACCUCAAAAAGAAUUGGGGCCCAUAUGCCUGGGUUGGCUGAAUGGGGUCACGCUGGGGACUGGAGGGGAGGUAUCCAGGAGCUCUGGUGACCCAGAGCAUUUAACCCUGGACUCUGCUCUCUGGACCACAGUUCCUCCUACUUGCCCACUGACCUCCCUCUUUCCCACUAUCCCCUGUAACUUAGGAAAGAAAUUAAGAAAAUGGUGAGGGACAUGGCGGGGGGGUGCUAGCUGGGGAGGGGGAGAUAAAGCUAAGAGAGC